Molecule: messenger RNA, 1605 nt
Organism: Lachancea fermentati
Lineage: Eukaryota; Fungi; Ascomycota; Saccharomycetes; Saccharomycetales; Saccharomycetaceae
Source: the annotation of a GenBank genome assembly
AUGUCAUCCACAUCACACGCAGAUUUGGAAGACAUCAAAACAUUUUGCAAACGUGCCAAUGUUAAGUUUCUCUCUUCUCAGUGUAUUAUAAAAAAAUCUGAAAUCGGUGGUCUUGGUGUGUUUGCUGAAGAGAACAUCAAGGAAGGCACAGUACUGCUGCGAGUACCAAAAUCAUCCGUUUUCUCGGCGUCUAACAGCUCGAUUGCGAACCUUUUGUUAGAAAAUGAAAUUGACGGCAUGCUUGCAUUGAACCUGGCAUUUAUCUACGAAACGACGAUAUUUAGAUCCAAGAGUCAUUGGUAUCAUUAUUUAAAGAGCAUCCAAAUUGAAAAUGAUAAAGAUGAAUUGUAUCUGCCGCCUAGCUAUUGGCCGGACUCAAGUAAAUCUCCUCUUAGUGGCACUGCUUUGGAUACACUAUUCGAUGCCUUGAGACCAGAAGACGAGAUUCGGGAAAGUUAUGAUAUGGCUAACGAGCUUGCUCAUAAGUGGAAAAAUGAAUUUGGUCUUCAAAUUCCAAAUCUCGUGUUUCCUAACGAUGAAGAGGUUUUCGACGAAGAGAAAUUUUUGAGGUUUGUUGCAACAGCGUAUGCAAUCUCCUCUCGAGUUUUUGAAAUAGACAACUAUCAUGAGAGCGGCCUUGUGGUUAUUGCAGAUCUUUUCAAUCACCAUGUGGACUCGCCUGACGUAAGAUUUGAAAGUAUAUUUGAUGUUUGUGAAAGCUGCGGUGAAAUCGGGCCAUGCGGGCAUGUCAUCCCCGAUGAUGAUCCUGAUGUUAACGAGAGGUUAGAUGAUGAGUUGAAAACACCGAGCCAAUCUACAGAAAUUUCUCAGGCAUUGAUAGAGGAACUGGAGCGCGAAACAGCAUUGGAGCUAGAAAACUCAAGUGGUGAAAAAAAAGAUGAUCUGGUACCUGAUGAAUGUGUCGACAUUACGCUAAUGAAGCCUGUGAAUGCGGGCUCUGAGAUUUUUAAUUCGUAUGGUGAUUUGUCCAAUGCCCUAUUGCUGGCGCGGUAUGGUUUCUGUAUUGCCUCGAAUGUCCAUGACGUCGUGCAUUUGGCUCCUGAUUUACUUAGGUUUUGGAAGAAAAAUAAGCGUAAAUUCGACGAAAGGUUUCGUUUUUGGGCUGACAUGGGUUAUGAGUUAUUCACUGACUGGUUUGAUGCGAAAAGGGCAGAAGAGACUGAAAGUGAUGAAGAAGAGGGAUACAAUAGCAGAGAAAGCGCCUUAGAAUUAUCCGAAACACUUUCUGAUAGUGAGGAGGCAAACAAUUCAGGAGGUGAAAAUUCAUGGCAUAGUAACAUGUUCCUAAUCUCUAAUGGGGACACGACACCGUCCUUACGUGCGCUGAUUAAUCUUCUGACCUUGAACACGGUUGAGUGGAAAAAGCUCACGAAAUCUGCAGCUCAAGAAGAGAAAAUAAAUAGAUUUCUUCCUAUUCUCGAGAGGAAAUUCAACAACGAAGCCAAGAAGCUAAUGAUCACGCUUCUUGCACCGAAGCAAGCGCUCUAUGUGUCAAAUCUUACGAAGGUCUCUAAUCCUGACGUUCGUACGUUGUUGGAAAGCGAAGCGACAAUCAUUGAGAAUUGUCUGAAAGCAUUGGCAUGA